Galendromus occidentalis (western predatory mite) is the source of this 955-nucleotide messenger RNA. RefSeq names its product alpha-tocopherol transfer protein. The transcript has 4 exons. The record is from RefSeq and is a predicted model, not a curated record. Gene Ontology annotation, molecular function: phosphatidylinositol bisphosphate binding. Bases 1 to 891 code for a protein of 296 amino acids. Gene Ontology annotation, cellular component: membrane. Lineage: Eukaryota; Metazoa; Arthropoda; Arachnida; Mesostigmata; Phytoseiidae.
AUGAAAAGUUGGUCCGAAAUAGCCGCGGAGGAACUGGGGGAAACGCCGGAAAUCAGGGAGAGCUCCCUCCGAGAUUUGAGGGCUCUCAUCCGGACUCAGGGUCGUCCAUCGGUUAACUAUGAGGACGAUGAUGAAUUUCUCAUCAGAUUCCUGCGGACGUGUAAAUUCAAUGUCGACCGUUCCUUCCGGAUGGUCAACAACUAUUAUCUCAAUCGAGCAUCGCACAGCAACAAGAUAAUGCCAAAAGGGAAGGGUCCCCGUGACACAGAGUUCUACGCGAAACUUCAGACCUUGACAGUUCUCAAGAAGAAAAACCACGACGGUUCAACAGUUGUCAUUUUCCGUAAAGGGGGUUGGGAGCCGUCUGACGGUACUGCUGUGCAUGCUGACAUGCUAUUCCUAGGUUUGUAUCUCCUGGAAUGGCUUACAAGAGAUCCCGAGGUACAAGUGACUGGGAUCAGCUUCGUUUAUGACUGCGAUGGUUUCGGCAUAAGACACCUGCCUUAUGUUGACCUGGCAGUCUUUCAGUUCUUGACGAGCUGUAUCAACAACAGCUAUCCCAUGCGGGUGAGAGCUAUUCACGUGAUGAACGUGCCCAUGCCGUUCCGAUUCGUCCUUAAUCUCGUGACUCGAUUGCUGUCUCAAAAGGUUCGGGAACGUUUCCAUGUGCACACGGAUAGAGAAGCUCUGUUGGGUCACAUCGAUCCGAAAAUACUUCCCCUCGAAUACUCGAAGAAGUCGCAAUGCGGGACGUUCGACAAUCGAUGGAUGUUCGAGAAGCUGUGCGAGCGGCACAAUUGGUUCGUGGAAAGAAGUUUCUACGGACUCCAAAAAUCUGCCUGUGAUAAAGAGCUCGACGUCGACGUCGGCAAGAAUGCCUGGUUUCCCUGAAGCUGGCAGCCCGAGUCUUGGCUCCCGCAGAGUCAAAGGGAAGGGUAUAGCGCACUGUCCGAAC